Messenger RNA from Prunus armeniaca (apricot), 342 nucleotides. The record is from the annotation of a GenBank genome assembly. Lineage: Eukaryota; Viridiplantae; Streptophyta; Magnoliopsida; Rosales; Rosaceae.
AUGGCACAAGAGUUAGAUGACCUUGACGAGGUCAGAUUGGGCGCUUUAGAUAGAUUGAAGGCCCAAAAAGAGGCCGUGGCUCGAGCAUACGAUAAGAAGACCAAGGCCAAGAGUUUUGGGGUCGGAGAUUUAGUAUGGAAGACCAUUCUUCUAGUGGGAUCAAAGGAUCCAAAAUUUGGCAAGUGGUCUCCAACUUGGGAAGGCCCAUUUCUCGUCCACCAAGUGUUAGGAAAGGGGGCGUACAAGUUAAGUGACCAAAAUGGACGGGUCCAUGAUGCGCCGAUCAAUGGUCGAUUUUUGAAAAAAUAUUACCCAACGGUUUGGGAAAUGGCGGAGAGAUAA